Messenger RNA from Chelonus insularis, 2107 nucleotides. RefSeq names its product lachesin-like. Gene Ontology annotation, molecular function: protein binding; axon guidance receptor activity. The transcript has 9 exons. The record is from RefSeq and is a predicted model, not a curated record. Gene Ontology annotation, biological process: homophilic cell-cell adhesion; synapse organization. The coding region runs from base 227 to 1678 and encodes 483 amino acids. Lineage: Eukaryota; Metazoa; Arthropoda; Insecta; Hymenoptera; Braconidae. Gene Ontology annotation, cellular component: axon; neuronal cell body; plasma membrane.
CCUUCUACUCUUCACAGGGAGAUACGGUAUAAGUCUUUCAGUUUGUAUUUAGUUCUACCUCUAAUCGGUCGUUUAUAACAUAUCUCAAGUAUCUAUACGUUAGAGUUCUCGUGGGAUUAUCCCUUAAAUAUUUACAGACUUGUGUUAAUCCAUCCGCAGACAUUAACAUAGUGGUUUGAAAAUCUCAACAGUGCGGUGCAGUUUUUUGGCUGAUUUUUGCCUCAACAUGUAUUCACUAAGGAUUGCUGUGGUUUUGGCUGUUUUUCUUGUCUGUCAGGUUUACUGCAGUUCAGAUCAAUUUGAAAGCAAAGAUGACCUGUAUGCUGAUGACGAUCCUCCGUCUCCAGAUUAUGAUGAAGAACCUGAAGAAGAUGACAGCAAUGGAACACCCGCAGAACCACCGGAAAUAAGGACUAAACCUUUAACAUUACGAACGAAUCAAGGCGAGACCGUAGAACUGCCUUGCGAUGUUGUUAAUGCAGAGGACUUUACAAUAAGCUGGUACAAAGACAACAUUACUUUAUCUUUUGGCGAUGCUCUUAUAAUUAACGAUAAAAAAAGAAUAACUGUAGCAGCAAAUCAUAGCCUUAUUAUUCAUAAUGUUACGAGAGAAGAUUCUUCAUCAAAUUAUACAUGCCAAAUAGUGAGCAAUCCACCUAUUAAGCUAGUUCAUUCUCUACACGUAACACGAGCUGAAUCUCCACUCUCUAAGGAUGAUACAAUCACCGUAUAUCCAGCAAGAAAAGUGGAGAUUGAUGAAAAUGGAACUAUAACACUACGUUGCACAUCUACACUUGUACCUCCAUCAGAAAUCAAAUGGUUUCACAAAGGCACGAGGUUGAACAAUAGUCAUGGAAUUGAAGUUAAUGAAAAUAGUGUUACAUUGAGAAAAGUAACAAGACAUCAUUCAGGACACUAUCAAUGCCUUGCUGAAGAUAAAUCGGAAACCCCACCAUCUCAAUCUAUUGAAGUGUUGGUUAACUUUGCGCCAGUAAUAGAAGUCGACCAUGACGUUAUUCAUACUGGUAUUGCUGUAGAAACGGAAUUAGUCUGCAGGGUUCAUGCUCAUCCUCAUGCUAGAGUAAGCUGGACAAAGAAUGACAAGCCAAUUUCAUUGAAAAAAGAAAAAAAAUAUAUGACAGACGAUAAAAAUCAUCGAGUUCUAACGAUUUAUCAUACUAAUAAACACGAUUUUGGAAAGUACAAAUGUAUAGCAAAAAAUCCUUUGGGUGAAGCGUAUAAAGAAAUAUUGGUCGAAGGUACACCAGCAAAACCAGAAUUUAUUGGUGGAGAAAUCGCUGAUGAUGAAACAACAAUGAUUUUGAAGUGGAAAGUCAAGAGUUUCUCGCCCAUCGUUGAGUACAAACUGGAAUAUCGUGAAAAAGGUGAUAAAGAGUGGAAGGUAUUAAGUCCAAGUGUACAAGAUGGAAGCGGAAAUGAAUUUGUGGUUGAACAUGCUAUAAAAGGUCUUCAGCCAAGCGUAUCGUAUGAAGCGACGUUGGUGGCUAAAAAUGACUUCGGAUGGUCACCAAAUGCUAAAAUUCACACGUUUAGCAAAGAAUAUGCAUCCGACGAACCACAAAAUGUGAAAGGAAAAUCGGAUGCAACGACGACACGAUCGUUUGCAGCACUUACAGCAGUACUCCUAGUCUUGUCAUAUAUUACUAUGAAUGUUUAAUUAAUUUACUACUUCAUACUACAUAGGUAAGAUAAUUCGCUGCAGCCAAAGCGUACACCAGCAAAUUUCAUGGUGGAAAUAAGAACGAAAAUUGCCUAGGGGAGUGCCUUUUCAACAUUACUUACAUUGUUGACAAGCCAUAGAAGCCUUUAUAUUAUGUCUUCGCCUUUCACCUCCGUCUUCCGAAAUGGAAAUUAUAAAAUCUGUGCCUCGAAUUUACAAUUAUAACAAUCAAGAUCUCUUGUGAUAUUUUUAGGGAAAAAUAUUAUUUACACUGUCAAAAUGUUCUUGAAAUUUGAGAGUUCAGUAAUGAUUAAUUUGAUGUAUUAUAUUAUAUACAUCAAGUUUUAUUUUAUAACUUUUUAUACACAUGUUUGAUUCUCAUAAUUUAUUUUAUAAAAAAUUUUUUAUAGUUUCCAUGACGUCGUG